AUGCUAGCUAGACUUCAAGAAAUAAAGGAUUCCCUUUCGCCUACGGUUCUUAACCUUGACAAGUGUCCCAAAACUUUGAAUUCUGAAAAGUGGGCACUUAUCUCAGACUACGUUAAUUUAUUAAAACCACUAGAAAUAAUGACUGCUGAAGUAUCUGGAGAAAAAUAUCCGACAAUGUCAAUAAUCAUUCCUUUAAUACCUGGUUUACAGUUGGCCAUAAAAUCGGUAUCCACCAUAACUGUAUCAGGACUGCUCCUCCAAAAAACCCUGAUGGAUACAAUCACACAAAGACUGAGUGGUUUUGAAACUAAUAAAAUUUCCUCUAAAGCAACAUUUCUUGAUCCUCGGUUCAAAAAAUAUGCUUUUGGAAAUGAGGAUAAUGCAAAUGGCGCUCAGAACUGGAUUACAGAGGAAUUAAAAAACCUAAUUAAUCUUGAAAAAUUAGAUGACAAUAAUAAAACAAAAAUUAGAAGUUUGCAACCAGGAGAGGGAGACAGAUAUGAAUGUUGCCGUUGCUUCAAAUCAUGGUCUACAAUAGAGGAAGCAUGUACCCACAUAUGCGAAGCAGAUUCGACAAUAUAUGUGAAAUGUCGAAAUUGCUUCCAGAAUGUCAUAAGACACGAAUUUGAUCAUCAUUUAAACAGUCACGAACCUACAUCUCGUUCUGUGGAAACUCUGGUAAAACCAUUCACAUGUCAAAUAUGUUUUCAGGUGUUUCAGCGAGAAGCUGCCUUUAAUGCACACAUGAAAAUAUCCACAAAAGCGCAUUCCCGAAAAAGAAAUAAAAAUGACAAUAAUAAAACGACAAUCAGAAGUUUGCAACCAGGAGAGGGAGACAGAUAUGAAUGUUGCCGUUGCUUCAAAUCAUGGUCUACAAUAGAGAAAGCAUGUACCCACAUCUGCGAAGCAGAUUCGACAAUAUAUGUGAAAUGUCGAAAUUGCUUCCAGAAUGUCCUAAGACACGAAUUUGAUCAUCAUUUAAACAGUCACGAACCUACAUCUCGUUCUGCGGAAACUCACGUAAAACCAUUCACAUGCCAAGUAUGUUUUCAGGUGUUUCAGCGAGAAGCUGCCUUUAAUGCACACAUGAAAAUAUCCACAAAAGCGCAUUCCCGAAAAAGUAAUAAAAAUGACAAUAAUAAAACAAAAAUUAGAAGUUUGCAACCAGGAGAGGGAGACAGAUAUGAAUGUUGCCGUUGCUUCAAAUCAUGGUCUACAAUAGAGGAAGCAUGUACCCACAUAUGCGAAGCAGAUUCGACAAUAUAUGUGAAAUGUCGAAAUUGCUUCCAGAAUGUCAUAAGACACGAAUUUGAUCAUCAUUUAAACAGUCACGAACCUACAUCUCGUUCUGUGGAAACUCUGGUAAAACCAUUCACAUGUCAAAUAUGUUUUCAGGUGUUUCAGCGAGAAGCUGCCUUUAAUGCACACAUGAAAAUAUCCACAAAAGCGCAUUCCCGAAAAAGAAAUAAAAAUGACAAUAAUAAAACGACAAUCAGAAGUUUGCAACCAGGAGAGGGAGACAGAUAUGAAUGUUGCCGUUGCUUCAAAUCAUGGUCUACAAUAGAGAAAGCAUGUACCCACAUCUGCGAAGCAGAUUCGACAAUAUAUGUGAAAUGUCGAAAUUGCUUCCAGAAUGUCCUAAGACACGAAUUUGAUCAUCAUUUAAACAGUCACGAACCUACAUCUCGUUCUGCGGAAACUCACGUAAAACCAUUCACAUGCCAAGUAUGUUUUCAGGUGUUUCAGCGAGAAGCUGCCUUUAAUGCACACAUGAAAAUAUCCACAAAAGCGCAUUCCCGAAAAAGUAAUAAAAAUGACAAUAAUAAAACGACAAUCAGAAGUUUGCAACCAGGAGAGGGAGACAGAUAUGAAUGUUGCCGUUGCUUCAAAUCAUGGUCUACAAUAGAGAAAGCAUGUACCCACAUCUGCGAAGCAGAUUCGACAAUAUAUGUGAAAUGUCGAAAUUGCUUCCAGAAUGUCCUAAGACACGAAUUUGAUCAUCAUUUAAACAGUCACGAACCUACAUCUCGUUCUGCGGAAACUCACGUAAAACCAUUCACAUGCCAAGUAUGUUUUCAGGUGUUUCAGCGAGAAGCUGCCUUUAAUGCACACAUGAAAAUAUCCACAAAAGCGCAUUCCCGAAAAAGUAAUAAAAAUGACAAUAAUAAAACGACAAAUAGAAGUUUGCAACCAGGAGAGGGAGACAGAUAUGAAUGUUGCCGUUGCUUUAAAUCAUGGUCUACAAUAGAGGAAGCAUGUACCCACAUAUGCGAAGCAGAUUCGACAAUAUAUGUGAAAUGUCGAAAUUGCUUCCAGAAUGUCAUAAGACACGAAUUUGAUCAUCAUUUAAACAGUCACGAACCUACAUCUCGUUCUGUGGAAACUCUGGUAAAACCAUUCACAUGUCAAAUAUGUUUUCAGGUGUUUCAGCGAGAAGCUGCCUUUAAUGCACACAUGAAAAUAUCCACAAAAGCGCAUUCCCGAAAAAGAAAUAAAAAUGACAAUAAUAAAACGACAAUUCGAAGUUUGCAACCAGGAGAGGGAGACAGAUAUGAAUGUUGCCGUUGCUUUAAAUCAUGGUCUACAAUAGAGGAAGCAUGUACCCACAUAUGCGAAGCAGAUUCGACAAUAUAUGUGAAAUGUCGAAAUUGCUUCCAGAAUGUCAUAAGACACGAAUUUGAUCAUCAUUUAAACAGUCACGAACCUACAUCUCGUUCUGUGGAAACUCUGAUGACAAUAAUAAAACGACAAUUAGAAGUUUGCAACCAGGAGAGGGAGACAGAUAUGAAUGUUGCCGUUGCUUUAAAUCAUGGUCUACAAUAG
This is a messenger RNA of Diabrotica balteata, 2823 nucleotides long. Lineage: Eukaryota; Metazoa; Arthropoda; Insecta; Coleoptera; Chrysomelidae. The record is from the annotation of a GenBank genome assembly.